Molecule: messenger RNA, 1446 nt
Organism: Salvelinus fontinalis (brook trout)
Lineage: Eukaryota; Metazoa; Chordata; Actinopteri; Salmoniformes; Salmonidae
Product: AP-3 complex subunit sigma-1
Exons: 8
Coding region: 327-998 (223 amino acids)
Biological process (GO): Golgi to vacuole transport; intracellular protein transport
Cellular component (GO): AP-3 adaptor complex; intracellular membrane-bounded organelle; membrane coat
Source: RefSeq, a predicted model, not a curated record
CUAGGACUUUUCCGCCAUUUUGGUAACACUAUCCAGUGGUUUCAGAUCUAGUAAAAUGGGACAUCUCCAGCUGUCUCAAGUGUCUUGAAAGAGGUGGAGAGGUUGAGUUCUGACUGGUCAAAUGAAACGUUUACUAUCGCAGUUUGACCCACCACGGCUGCUGUAGUUAGAAGAAGAUUAAUGGUUUUGACGUGGAGUAUUUCCGCAAAAACUGGAUUGAGAAGCGGCAUGUAAUUUAGCUUGUUAGCCGUUUUAGCUAGAACGAUUGAAACGGAUUUCAGCGUCCCAGGUAUACCAUUUUUCUUCGCCCCUCAAAACAGAACAUCAUGAUUAAAGCCAUACUAAUAUUCAACAACCAUGGAAAACCUCGGCUUUCUAAAUUCUACGAGCAUUACAGUGAAGACACAGAACAACAAAUCAUCAGAGAAACAUUUCAUCUGGUAUCCAAAAGGGAUGAGAACGUCUGCAAUUUCCUAGAAGGUGGAAUGUUGAUCGGCGGGUCAGAGAACAAGCUCAUCUACAGACACUAUGCUACGCUCUACUUCGUAUUCUGCGUCGAUUCCUCGGAGAGUGAGCUUGGCAUCCUUGACCUUAUCCAGGUGUUUGUGGAAACCCUGGACAAAUGCUUUGAGAAUGUUUGUGAACUUGACUUAAUUUUCCACGUGGACAAGGUACACAAUAUACUGGCAGAGAUGGUGAUGGGAGGAAUGGUGCUCGAGACCAACAUGAAUGAGAUCAUCACGCAGGUGGACGCCCAAAACAAAAUGGAGAAAUCGGAGUUCUUUCCAUUCUUCUCUCUUUACAGACAUUUAUCUUUCAGUCUCCCAGACAGGACAGGUAGACACAGUCCUCAAGAAUUUGGCUGGUAUUGCAGGUGCACCUGCUCGUGCCGUAUCUGCCGUAAAGAACAUGAACCUUCCCGAAAUGCCCAGAAACAUCAACAUUGGAGACAUCAGCAUAAAAGUGCCAAACUUACCUUCCUUCAAAUAGCGGCAUGAGCCACUGUGCAGAAGUUGACCAAUGUUUACGAUGCAAUUUGUUUACCAAAAUCAAAAAUGAAUAUCAACAAAGAUCACGAAGGUACUGUGUGAAUUCCUUUUGGCGUUAAAUCAUCCUUUGUUUCCUUGUUUUAAAUGACUGUCAUUGAUGUGGCUUGUUUGAGAAGAUUAAGUAUUUAUUUAUUACAUUCCUCUACCCUCACUGGACGUGUUCCAUUAUGUAUUGGCUGCUACAGUAUUGGAAAAUCAUACCUUAGUAGUUUGUAAAACAAACUGAACAGAAUAUUCUUAUAUACAAUAUGAUGGGAUUGUGUUUCUUUGUCUUGUCUGUGUACAACAUUUUAAAUGAUCUUGUCUUAUCAAAUUAUUUUCUCUUGAUUUUUAAUCAGUGAAUGUCAUUUUUUUUUCUUCUCCUUUUUGCAACUCAAUAAAGUAUUGAAUCAUUUAA